AUGGCAGGGACUGGUAAUGCGUCUGCAAUAUUUACCAUGAUUGGAAUUUCUGAACUUGGUGAUGACCAGAUAUUCCUUGCUUUUCCUCUCUUUGUUCUCUACGCCAUUGCUCUUCUGGGGAACACCACCAUUUUGCUUGUGAUUAAACGAGAAGAAAGCCUCCAGGAGCCCAUGUACAUAUUGCUGUCCAUGCUAUCCUUCACAGACAUCUCAGUGUCACUCACAACCCUCCCAACAGUACUUGGCAUUUUUUGGUUUAAUCACAACCAGAUCUACCUUGAGUCCUGCCUCACCCAAAUGUAUUUCCUUCACACGUUUGCAGCAAUGGAAUCUGGAGUCCUGGUGGCAAUGGCUGUAGACCGCCUUAUUGCAAUAUGUGACCCCUUGCGGUAUUCCACCAUCUUAACCAAUUCUGUCAUAGCAAAGGUUGGACUGGUGAUAGCCAUAAGGGGUCUCUGUAUUGUCUUUCCAAUCCCAUUUCUUACCAGAAGGUUUACAUUUUGUAAGAGCCUUUUUCUAUCGCACUCAUAUUGUUUGCAUCAGGACGUUAUUCGACUAGCGUGUGCUGAUACCAGAGUAAAUAGCUUUUAUGGCCUGAUUGCUGUGCUACUGACCAAAGGCAUGGACUCAAUGUUCAUCAUAAUUUCUUAUGGGAUGAUUCUUCGGACAGUACUUGGCAUUAAAGCAAAUGAUCCUCGAGUCAAAGCCUUCAGCACAUGUGUCUGCCAUAUCUGUGCUGUAUUGCUCUUCUAUAUCCCACUCAUUGGCUUAUCGGUGGUCCACCGGUUCGGGAAGCAUGCAUCCCCUCUCCUUCCAGUACUGAUGGCAGAUGUGUAUCUCCUGGUUCCUCCAGUAAUAAACCCUGUGAUUUACAGCAUCAAGACUAAGCAGAUUCGCCAGAAAAUAUUGAAAGUCUUCGGCGACAGGAAGAUCAGAAUUUUGGAUAAUAGGGUUGUUACAAUAAAACUUUGA
Pelobates fuscus (common spadefoot toad) is the source of this 972-nucleotide messenger RNA. RefSeq names its product olfactory receptor 51H1-like. The record is from RefSeq and is a predicted model, not a curated record. Gene Ontology annotation, molecular function: G protein-coupled receptor activity; olfactory receptor activity. NCBI's taxonomy places the organism in Eukaryota, Metazoa, Chordata, Amphibia, Anura, Pelobatidae. Gene Ontology annotation, biological process: G protein-coupled receptor signaling pathway. The coding region runs from base 1 to 972 and encodes 323 amino acids. The transcript has a single exon. Gene Ontology annotation, cellular component: plasma membrane.